AAAUCACAUCACCAGCAGCCACCACCGUUCCUCCGAUUCUACAUCUGCUCGCAGCUCGAAGAGGAUCGUCAGCCAUGUCCGGCCGCGGCAAGGGAGGCAAGGGGCUCGGCAAGGGAGGCGCGAAGCGCCACCGGAAGGUGCUGCGGGACAACAUCCAGGGCAUCACCAAGCCGGCGAUCCGGCGGCUGGCCCGUAGGGGCGGCGUGAAGCGCAUCUCGGGGCUCAUCUACGAGGAGACCCGCGGUGUGCUCAAGAUCUUCCUCGAGAACGUCAUCCGCGAUGCCGUCACCUACACCGAGCACGCCCGACGCAAGACCGUCACCGCCAUGGACGUCGUCUACGCGCUCAAGCGCCAGGGCCGCACCCUCUACGGAUUCGGCGGCUAGGCCACCACCAGAUCAGUAGCCUGAUAGUCGGGUGUAGUCGCAGCAUCUCGCUGCUGUUUGUCCUGCCUUGUUUGUUCUCUGGAUGUACUUCUGUACUAGGAUGGAAUGGAAAUUGCAGCAGUUUACCCUUGAA
This is a messenger RNA of Triticum aestivum (bread wheat), 519 nucleotides long. Its product is annotated as histone H4. The transcript has a single exon. The record is from RefSeq and is a predicted model, not a curated record. Gene Ontology annotation, cellular component: nucleosome. Gene Ontology annotation, molecular function: protein heterodimerization activity; DNA binding; structural constituent of chromatin. The coding region runs from base 75 to 386 and encodes 103 amino acids. Lineage: Eukaryota; Viridiplantae; Streptophyta; Magnoliopsida; Poales; Poaceae.